This is a messenger RNA of Capsella rubella, 699 nucleotides long. RefSeq names its product pectinesterase/pectinesterase inhibitor 18. Gene Ontology annotation, molecular function: pectinesterase activity; pectinesterase inhibitor activity. The transcript has a single exon. The record is from RefSeq and is a predicted model, not a curated record. The annotation marks the transcript as partial. Lineage: Eukaryota; Viridiplantae; Streptophyta; Magnoliopsida; Brassicales; Brassicaceae. Gene Ontology annotation, biological process: cell wall modification.
ACAGCGACUAACGCUAACGGAUUUAUGGCGCUAGACAUUUGGUUCCAAAACACGGCUGGACCGACUAAGAAACAAGCAGUUGCUCUCCGCGUAAAUGCUGAUCAAUCUGUCUUUUAUCGCUGUCGAAUAGAUGGCUACCAGGACACGCUUUUCGCUCAGCUGAAUCGACAGUUCUAUCGUGAUUGUUACAUCACGGGAACCAUUGACUUUAUAUUUGGGGAUGCUGCCGCAAUAUUCCAAAAUUGUGAGAUUGUGGCACGAAAGCCUCUAAACGGACAGAGCAAUGUGCUGACGGCUCAAGGACGCAUUGAUCCGACCAGAAAUUCUGGCUUCUCGCUUCAAAGGUGUAAUAUAACAGCGAGCUCCGAUCUAGCUCCGGUCAAAGGAACAGUAAAAUCAUUCUUAGGACGUCCGUGGAAAAAGUUUUCUAGAGUGGUAAUAAUGCAGUCAUUCAUAGAUGAUUUUAUUGAUCCGGGUGGGUGGAUUCCUAUGAACAACGAUGUUGGACGUUUAUCGACGUUGUUCUUUGGUGAAUACGAGAACAAGGGUCCUGGGGCAGACACUAGAAGAAGGGUUAAAUGGCAAGGACACAAAUUGAUGACUGAUUCGAAGGAGGCAUCAAAAUUCACAGUGACUAGUCUUAUUAAUGGUGAGUUGUGGCUUAAUUCUACCAUUGUGCCUUAUGAGGAAGGACUCUAA